CCGUUGUUGCGAUGAUGAUCGAUGGCACGAGCGGAUCGUAGUUGACUCGGCGUACGUGAUCGCACGCGCGCGCGUGUGCAAUUCAACCGGUUGAUAAACGAUAAGAGUCAUUAUUUUCAGUUCUAUUAUCUAUGGAUGCCGUCCCGUAGGGUAAUAUAAAUAAAUUUUACAAUAAUUACAAUAUAUAUAUAUAUUAUACGGUUGUUUUCCAUUUCCUCGCACUCUAAACGCACGAACCUUACGCGUGUGAACUUUUCGCAUCAUUCUGGUGUACGGUACCUACGUUAAGAUCGGUCCGUCGACGGACGGUCAUUGAAACAGAGCCACUAUAGCGGUACGUACCCGCGACCGCGUAUCGUUUCCUAACGCCGGGAAUGUCGGUCGGAGACGAGACCGGGACGACGGCCGUACCUCCUGCAGCGUCCGCAGUCGUUGCCCGGGAGGACGACCGUCGGCAUGCUAUACAACGCCAAGAACCGUUGACGGCUGCGACAACAUCAGUCGGUGGAAGACCGUGGACGUUUGACGACGCGACAAGCAGACAAGCAUCGUCGUCCGCGCAAACCGCCGCCGCGGCCGGUGUCACUGACCGCACGCCGCUUUUGGACCAGCAGAUGACGCACGACGAUCAGGUCGAAGUCGGCUGCGUUGCUCGUGGCGCCGCGAACAGAAACGUGUGCACCGUCGAUGGGUUGAGUGAAAACUCCAAUUACGGAUCCGUUAAUGAAGACGAGUUCAUGAAUACACCACCAACCAUGACCGGAGCUUUUGUACGGCAACCGUCCAACAGUUCCGGUAAACAGCUAGUAUACUGCAUACAUGGCAAACCAUCCGGCUGUUGUGCCACCUUGGUAUCAGCCGAAGACAAAAAUUCCAACCACGAGAAACCGGACUUGACGGAUGGAAAAUCGUCCAUAACAAUAUUCAAUGAGCAUUGCCAUCCUAACCGCGACAGUACAUCGGAUCAUCAAAAAGCUAGACGGAAACUCAUAUUCGCUAGCAUAUUAUGUCUCAUAUUCAUGGCCGGCGAGUCAGUUGGGGGCUAUUUGUCGAGCAGUUUGGCAAUCGCUACGGACGCUUCGCAUUUACUCACAGAUUUCGCCAGCUUCAUGAUAUCGUUAUGUGCUAUAUGGGUGGCUUCAAGACCGGCCACGCAGUCGAUGCCAUUUGGAUGGUACAGGGCCGAGGUUUUGGGUGCCUUGACGUCUGUUCUCCUUAUCUGGGUAGUCACCGGUAUUUUAUUAUAUUUGGCCGUGGAGCGAAUUAUGAACAUGACGUACACAAUCGAUGCUGACAUUAUGCUCAUCACGUCCGCUGUCGGGCUGUGUGUUAACAUUGUUAUGGGCUUCACACUUCACCAGCACUCGCACUCGCAUGGCGGUAUCACCUCGCACAGCCAUGAAACUUCCGGUCCGAGGAGCACCAAUAUUAAUGUCAGGGCUGCCUACAUACACGUUCUUGGUGACAUUAUUCAAAGCCUUGGUGUUUUGAUCGCCGCCGUUGUCGUAUACUUUAAACCCGAAUGGAAAAUCGUAGAUCCAAUAUGUACGUUCUUCUUCUCCAUAUUGGUAUUAGUCACCACGUUCAACAUACUUCGGGAUACUAUGAUAGUGUUGAUGGAAGGUAUGCCGAAAGGUGUGAAUUUCGUAGAUGUACUAGAAACGUUCAUGAGCAUCGAUGGUGUGGUCAGGGUGCACAAUCUUAGGGUAUGGGCUCUGAGCCCAGACAAAAUUGCCUUGGCCGCCCACCUAGCAGUCGUACCCGGUGUUAAUACGACUGCAGUGCUGAAAGAUGCUUCGCGGAGGAUGUAUAAGAAGUACAAUUUCUUCGACUGCACAUUGCAAAUCGAAGAAUUCGAAACCCAAAUGGAGAACUGUGUACAGUGCCAACCACUCAAAAGCUGAUAAAACUGUUACUCACCGCGUUCCCACCUCACCAUUUCGCGAUCUCCAAACAUGUUUGAAAUAAUAAUAAUAUUCUAUAAAAUUUCAAAACCGUGUGCAGAUAAUAUAUUUUAUAAUCAACUGUCAAUUUUUCUUUGUGAGAACACCGAAUGCGUAGUGGUAUAGAUACUUUAUGAACCUAUGAGCAAAAUGAAUAUGUUGUACACUUUGAUUUCGAUUUACCUAUAUCUAUUAUAUGUAAUUAUAUUUCAUGUGUAUAAAAUCAGUUUUUAAUUGAUAGUAAAUCAUAAGUCAUAGUAAAUUUUUGAUUUUUCAAAACUAA
This is a messenger RNA of Sipha flava (yellow sugarcane aphid), 2226 nucleotides long. RefSeq names its product zinc transporter 2-like. Gene Ontology annotation, cellular component: plasma membrane. Gene Ontology annotation, biological process: response to zinc ion; zinc ion transmembrane transport. The transcript is spliced from 7 exons. NCBI's taxonomy places the organism in Eukaryota, Metazoa, Arthropoda, Insecta, Hemiptera, Aphididae. The record is from RefSeq and is a predicted model, not a curated record. Bases 375 to 1904 code for a protein of 509 amino acids. Gene Ontology annotation, molecular function: zinc ion transmembrane transporter activity.